AUGUCUAGCGGCCAAGUUCCCUCAACGCGUUUGCCUGCGGCAUACUCAGAUUUGCCAUAUCAGGAAAUCAAGAUAUCUCAUCAUCCUGCUUCCUCUACUGAGCCCACCCCAGUUUUGAUAUGCACUUUAUACCGCCCCAAGCAGAACAACGCCUUCACCGACGUGAUGACGGAUGAGAUGGAGCAUUUCUUCGGUCUUGCCAGCAUCGACGACAGAGUAAAGACUAUUGUGGUCACGGGAGAGGGCAGAAUGUUCUGUGCAGGCCAAGAUCUGAACCAAGGCUUCAAACUGGUGGGCGAUGGCAAAAAUGAGAACGAGAAGAACCAUCGUGAUGGUGGUGGAAGGGCAAGUCUUGCCAUUCACAACUGCACCAAACCAACCAUCGGUGCCAUCAAUGGCCAUGCCGUUGGCGUUGGUAUCACAAUGACAUUGCCAAUGACCAUGCGAUACGUCUGGUCGAAAGCCAAGAUUGGUUUCGUCUUUUCCCAGCGUGGACUCAUUGCAGAGGCUUGUUCAAGUUACUUUUUGCCGAGAUUGGUGGGCCACAGCCGAGCGUUACAGCUUGCAAUUACUGGAAAUAUCCUUCCUGCAAACUCAAAGGCGUUCGAUGGGUUAUUCUCAGACCUUUGUGACAAGCAAGAGGACGUUCUGCCUAUGGCCUUGAAGGCCGCUGAGCAGAUUGCCUCUCAGACUAGCCCGGUCAGCACAUGGAUGAUCCGGGAGAUGUUCUACAGAGGUCCCAAUAGUGCCGAGGAGGCACAUUUGCUGGAGAGUCGAGUCAUGGCAGCGAUGAGGCUUGGUUCGGACAACGAGGAAGCCGUCAAGUCAUUCUUGGAGAAGCGUCCGGCCACAUUCAAAAAUACUGUGCAGAAAGAUACACCGGCAGUCUAUCCUUGGUUCACGCCUGUGAAUGUGAAGAACGGACAGUGGUCUGAUCCGGCGAGCAUCAAAUCUAAGCUCUAA
Ramularia collo-cygni is the source of this 963-nucleotide messenger RNA. Its product is annotated as related to enoyl-CoA hydratase. The coding region runs from base 1 to 963 and encodes 320 amino acids. The record is from RefSeq and is a predicted model, not a curated record. Lineage: Eukaryota; Fungi; Ascomycota; Dothideomycetes; Mycosphaerellales; Mycosphaerellaceae. The transcript is spliced from 3 exons.